This is a messenger RNA of Salvia splendens (bonfire salvia), 600 nucleotides long. RefSeq names its product protein GLE1-like. Gene Ontology annotation, cellular component: nuclear pore cytoplasmic filaments; nuclear pore; cytoplasm. The record is from RefSeq and is a predicted model, not a curated record. Gene Ontology annotation, biological process: poly(A)+ mRNA export from nucleus. The transcript has 3 exons. Lineage: Eukaryota; Viridiplantae; Streptophyta; Magnoliopsida; Lamiales; Lamiaceae. Bases 1 to 600 code for a protein of 199 amino acids. Gene Ontology annotation, molecular function: inositol hexakisphosphate binding; phospholipid binding; translation initiation factor binding.
AUGGACGUUCUCGUUGCCGAGUUGAAGCAUCUACACAGUUCCAAAGCACAUAAGUUAUUCACAGGUGAUUUUGUCAUUGUUCUAAUCUUUGAUGCAAAUGGUGCUUAUAUUUUGUCAUUGUUGAUACAGGAAGCAUUUAGAUGCAAAGAUGAUUACUUCAAAGCGAUCGGUUACAAGGAAGUAGAUGGCAAGAUUGAGAGCCUCGAUGAGUAUUUAGAAAGGUUGAGCUCUUCUUAUAUGAAACUAUAUGGAGCUUUAGUGCAGACUGAAGUUGGAGGCUGCCAAAACCUGCACGGAGCAAAGGAAGGUUGGGCAUGGCUAGCAAGAUUCUUGAAUACGACGCCACCAGAUCUCUUUACUGCAAUUGCUCUUGAUUCAUUUCUUGUGAUGGCUGGAUACGGGAUGUACAGUCGAUAUAAAAACCAGUUUGAGAAGCUAUUGAGCAUGAUUGGGUUACAAGAAGGUGGUGGAGAGUCGAGGAGUGCCAAGAUGAGCAAGGUUAAGAUGUCAAUUCAAAAUUAUAUCGAGUCAAAGCAGUACAAGAAAGAACCCGAAGGAUUGCAAUUGAGAUAUCGUUUAGACUCGAGUGGACUAUAUUGA